UUUCUAUUGUCCUCGAACGAUGGAGCGUCUGGUGCCCACCGAGGUCAAGCGCGCGGUCGUCGCGCUGCAGCAGUUCCAGCAAAAGCAAGCGCCGCCGACCAAGAAGAAGCACAAGAAACACGCAGUCGUCAGCCUCAUCGUGACGCGCAAAAAAGUGCCGGCGACCGUGGCGUCCAAGCCGGUCCCGAUCGCGCUGCCGCACUCGCUGCGCCUCGACGGCGACGCAAUCUUGCUAGUCAAGGACAUUGACCUCAAACGCAUCAAGGACUCGCUGGCGAAGGAUCCUGUGCCGGGCGUCGCCAAGGUCAUGGGCCUCAAGCAGCUCAAGACGCAGCUCAAGGAACCCCGCGAGUUCCGAGCGCUUUACACGACCUUCCUCGCCGACGACCGCGUCCUCAAAGUCAUCAAAGCCACGCUCGGCAAGAAGUUCUUCGACGCGACGCCGCUCGUUGAGCUUGUGCCUGUGCUCGUGGCCAAGCGCGACGUCAGCGAGUACGUCCGGCGCGCGCUCGAUGGCACCACCAUGGUUCCGUCGCCCGGCCCAUGCAUCAACGUCAAGGUUGCGAUCGAUCUCAUGCCGGCCGAGGUCAUUAUGGAGAACAUUGCGGCCGCGACCGCCGUCAUCGUCGACAACAUUGGACGCAAGUGGAAGAACGUCAAGUCGAUUAGCAUCAAAACGACCGAGUCGAUCGCGCUGCCCAUCUACCACGCGCCGGUCGACGGCGUCAAGAAGCCCGAGACUGCUGCCAAGAAGCGCAAAUCGGAUGACAGCGCCAAGCCUGCGACGAAGAAGGUCAAGCGCGACUAAGAUUAUGUGUAAUAAAUAGGUCAACUAGAGCAGUUGUGUACGACG
Saprolegnia parasitica CBS 223.65 is the source of this 853-nucleotide messenger RNA. RefSeq lists its product as hypothetical. The transcript has a single exon. The coding region runs from base 20 to 808 and encodes 262 amino acids. NCBI's taxonomy places the organism in Eukaryota, Oomycota, Saprolegniomycetes, Saprolegniales, Saprolegniaceae. The record is from RefSeq and is a predicted model, not a curated record.